AUCAGAUUCUGUGUGUCAGAACAACAGAUAGCUGAACUGAACUGAACUUGAAAGGUCCCCUCUUGUGUCAGAGCAAAAUCAUUAUGUCAGUGUUUCUUUGUCUCUCUCUAUCCUUAACCCGAAAACCCUAGAAACGAACGAACCAAAUUAUUUUCACAUGACGACGGUUUCAUCUAUUAGGACGAGGUUUUCCAUCCGUUUCAUAAGAGCACUGAAGAGAAUCAGCACAAAAGGUAACGAGUUGUCGUCAAACACAAUUAUGAUUACUCGCAGGAAGCAGCAGAUGAUAAAGAGGGCGGCUUAUGUAUCCAUGGCUUCAGCCGUGGGACCGAGAAGGGCCUGGGUUCGUGCCCUGAAAUGGAAGCUUAAGCCCUCCCGAACCCGGUUUAUCAGUCGGCCGGCAUGGCUGAUGAGUAGAAGGAGGAGGAGGAGGAUGAUGAAGAGGAUAGGAAGUGUAGGCGGGGGCGAGAGAGAGAAGAAGGUAGCUUGCCGGUCUGAGGAGGAGGAGGUGCUGCGGAGGCUGGUGCCCGGAGGAGAGGGCAUGGAUAUAUACAAAUUGCUUGGUGAAACUGCUCACUACAUAAAGUGCCUUUCAACUCAGGUAGAGGUCAUGACGACUAUUACCGAUCAUCUUUAUAAUAUUUGACUCUAUAUAUAUAUGUAUAUUGAGUCCGAUCCAGUUAAUAAUUAAUUAGUGAAGGGGGGAUCUGAUCACUCACAUAAAU
Messenger RNA from Impatiens glandulifera, 725 nucleotides. Its product is annotated as transcription factor IBH1-like. Gene Ontology annotation, biological process: regulation of DNA-templated transcription. NCBI's taxonomy places the organism in Eukaryota, Viridiplantae, Streptophyta, Magnoliopsida, Ericales, Balsaminaceae. The transcript has a single exon. The record is from RefSeq and is a predicted model, not a curated record. Bases 158 to 646 code for a protein of 162 amino acids.